AUGCCCGGAUCUUUGGCCGAUUACCUCGCCAAAAACUACCUUAAUGCAGACCCGGCUCCCGAGCGGCCUAAGAAGAAGCGCAAGAAGACCAAAACUGCAGAUACAGCAGACACAGGCAUCACGAUCGCAGACGACGACCCUCCAGACCUCCGCAAUUUCUCCAACACCGCACCAGAUGACGAAGACUCUCCCUUCAUCGACACAUCCACCGCCACAACUGAAUUCCGCCGCACCAAGAAAUCCAACUGGAAGACGGUCUCCGGGCCAGACCCGAACGAGCAAGCAGCCGCAGACGCGAUCCUAGCCUCCGCGGCGGCCGAACGCGCCACGCAACAAGGCGUCGACGAUGAAGCCCCAAUGAUCGAGGACACCGAAGGCGAUGGUCCACGGAUGGAAUCUGGGGCCCGAGCCGGUCUCCAGACAGCAGAGCAAACAGCUGCGAUGGCCCAGGAAACUAUCUACCGUGAUGCAUCUGGUCGAAUCAUCAAUGUUGCCAUGAAGCGCGCUGAAGCGAGACGGGCAGAAGAAGAGAAACGCAAAGCGGAAGAGCGUGCCCGGGAAAGUCUGCUUGGAGACGUGCAGCGACAGCAGCGCGAGGAGAGAAAACAGCAGCUGCAGGAUAUCAAAACCAUGCCUGUUGCUCGGGGCAUUGACGAUGAGGAGCGGAAUGCGGAAUUGCGGGGGGCAGAACGAUGGAAUGAUCCUGCUGCUGCGUUUUUAACGGAGAAGACGACGGCGCGGAACGCUGUCUCUGGGAAGCCGCUAUACAAGGGAUCUUUCCAACCCAACCGGUAUGGUAUUCGGCCGGGUCAUCGGUGGGAUGGUGUUGAUCGGUCUACUGGGUUUGAGAAAGAGUGGUUCGCUGCUCGGAAUAAGAAGGAUAUGAUUUCGACGUUGGAGUACCAGUGGCAGAUGGACGAGUGA
Molecule: messenger RNA, 924 nt
Organism: Penicillium chermesinum
Lineage: Eukaryota; Fungi; Ascomycota; Eurotiomycetes; Eurotiales; Aspergillaceae
Gene: cwc26
Product: putative cell cycle control protein (Cwf26)
Exons: 2
Coding region: 1-924 (307 amino acids)
Biological process (GO): mRNA splicing, via spliceosome
Cellular component (GO): RES complex; U2-type spliceosomal complex
Molecular function (GO): RNA binding
Source: RefSeq, a predicted model, not a curated record